Molecule: messenger RNA, 1303 nt
Organism: Schistocerca cancellata (South American locust)
Lineage: Eukaryota; Metazoa; Arthropoda; Insecta; Orthoptera; Acrididae
Product: armadillo repeat-containing protein 3
Exons: 4
Coding region: 27-770 (247 amino acids)
Source: RefSeq, a predicted model, not a curated record
AUGGAUUCUACAUAUCCAGAACCAGGAUGCAAAACUUUGUACUUCUUGAUGAACUACUAUCACAGAGAGCUUCUCCAAUCUGUCCAUUCUAUUUUGCAUAUUUUGAACCCCCUCAAAGUAUUGGUAACCUACCAUUAUCAGAAUCACCAGGUGAGAAAAAGACAGCAAGCAGCAGAAGAGGGUCUGAACCAGUCUCUGUGAAAAAGCCAGACAAAACAGAAGAGCUACUAGCACGUUUUGGCACAUAUACACAUGAUCCUUAUCUGCCUCAUUACCUAGAGCAAGUGAAGACUCUAAUGAACAGUUUAGUGAUAAUGAAAGACAGAGAUGUCAAUCAAAUACUGAGGCAACGUGUUAAAAUAUUGGCAACAUUUGUAGCCAAACAGAUGGCUGGAAAAGAUCCAGGACUAGAAUGCACAUACCACUCACAUGAUCUUCAUAUCACUGAAAUUAAACAUUAUCUAGGAAGUAACAUCAUCCCACUAGGCUAUAUUCGUAGUGGCUACUACCUGGAAAGAGCAAUGUUAUUCAAAGUGCUUGCUGAUCGCAUCAGUUUGCCUUGCACCCUUGUUCGUGGGAAUUUUGGUCAUUCUUGGGUAGAAAUUGCAAUGGUAGAGUACUCUGUUUCUCAAGAUGAUACAAAUGAAAUAUGUAAGGUCCCAUCAAGAAUAUGUAAACCAAACUGUGUUGUUGAUCUAAUGAACAAUAUAGGUCAAAUAUGGGUUCUGGGAAGUUCUGAAGCAAACAUUUAUUGUGGAAAAAUACAAUAAAAUAAAAACUGCAAUGAUUUACUUAUGUACUAUAAAACCCAGAGUUGCUUUAAAGUUUUAUAAUUUCAUAUGUUGAUAGCUUGUGUGUGUUCCUGAUGCUGGGGGUGAUGAAGUGUGAUAUUGCUUCUUCUUAUAUGUAAUAGAGAGUUAACAAUGUGGUUUCCAACAAACCUGUUAUAUCAUCUGUAAAAUUAUGUGUACUCUAGCCAGUUCUAAUCCAAAAAUAUUAGCUCUCUGAAGCUAAAAUAAUGAUUGGGACAUCUAGUGUGUUUGGUAACUACUCUGUUAUUAUAAUACAUAUGUUAUUGUAUUUUGAUGCACUGUAAUAUGUCAUAUAUUGUGUCAAUCCCUUGUUUCAGAAAGUAACAUUUUGAAAGUGUUUUGACACUGAUGCUCAGUCAUGUACUUAUCAGCAUUUGAAAAUGUUCUAUUGGCCUCAAACUGGCGAGUUGUGUUUACACAAUGAAUAAAAUGUUAUAGAUAAGGUAACAUGUUUGAUGGAAACAAUAUUGUUAACUGUCAAUAAAUUUAUU